This is a messenger RNA of Calidris pugnax (ruff), 3226 nucleotides long. It is a transcript of the gene RWDD1, whose product is annotated as RWD domain containing 1. Gene Ontology annotation, molecular function: protein binding. Gene Ontology annotation, biological process: cytoplasmic translation. Bases 17 to 841 code for a protein of 274 amino acids. The record is from RefSeq and is a predicted model, not a curated record. NCBI's taxonomy places the organism in Eukaryota, Metazoa, Chordata, Aves, Charadriiformes, Scolopacidae. The transcript has 7 exons.
CAGGCAUGCCUAGCCGAUGGCGGAGGGCAGCGCGCAGGCGCGGAAGCGGCGUGGAGCGGGGCGGGCGGCCCAUGGCCCUUGGCGGCGGCGGCGGGAGGUGGUGGCGGUGGCGGCGGCGAUGACCGACUACAGCGAGGAGCAGCGCAACGAGUUGGAGGCCCUGGAGUCCAUCUACCCGGACUCCUUCACGGUGUUGUCAGAAAAGCCAACGACUUUCACGAUCACUGUGACAUCUGAAGCAGGAGAAAAUGAUGAAACUGUCCAAACAACCCUUAAAUUUACCUAUAGAGAAAAAUAUCCUGAUGAAACUCCGCUUUAUGAAAUUGUCUCACAGGAGAAUCUUGACGAUAAUGAUGUCACGGACAUAAUUAAGCUACUAGAACAACAGGCAGAAGAAAAUUUAGGAAUGGUAAUGAUCUUCACUCUAGUCUCAGCAGUACAGGAGAAAUUAAAUGAAAUAGUGGAUCAAAUAAAAACACGAAGAGAAGAGGAAAAGAAACAGAAAGAAAGAGAAGCAGAAGAAGAAGAGAAACAACGAUUUCAUGGCACUCCUGUUACCAUUGAGAAUUUCCUAAAUUGGAAAGCGAAGUUUGAUGCAGAACUCCUAGAAAUAAAAAGGAAAAAAAUGAAAGAAGAAGAACAAGCGGGCAAAAAUAAAUUAAGCGGUAAACAACUCUUUGAAAUGGAUCACAACCUUGAUACCUCUGACAUCCAGUUCUUGGAGGAAGCUGGAAACAGCGUGGAGGUUGAUGAAUCUUUAUUCCAAGAAAUGGAUGAUUUAGAGUUGGAGGAUGAAGAGGAUGACCCUGACUACAACCCUGUUAAUUUAGAUAGUGAUUAGACUUUUUUGAACUGACUCUGUCAUCGGUAUGGACAUACGUAAGGAGAGAGGGGCAGGCAGGAAAGCCACAGCAUCUGUGGUUUUAGUAACAUGUAUCAGUUUUUUGGUUUUUUUUUUCUUUCCAAAGAAAAAAACCAAAAUAUUUUAAAUCCAGGAGAAUGGUCUUCUGAUGACUUUCAUCAUAAAUAAAUUUACUUUAAUAUCUCACAUGAAAAAUUUGAGGAAUAUCGAUGCCUGAAAAUGCUAUUCUGUUUUCUCUUAUUUCUUCUUUCCCAUUUCUGUAACUCUCCUUUGAAGAGAUGUGACAACGAGCAAGAUGGAAAGAUGAUAUAGCAAGCACUAAACACAGCUGAUGGCUGAGCAGCUGUUCUGUUCUUUUCCACCUAGGGAUAUACAUGGGCAGCUUUGGUGAAUGAAGGGGAUCACAUACUAUGCAGGUUUUGGGUUUUUUUUAAAUUUUUUUUUCUUUUGUGGAAUUUUAUACCACUUUAAGAAAUGGUUAGUUCUGGUGCCCCAACCUACGGGCUGUUGAUAGGGCAGCACUAGUCGCCUUUUAAUAAGGCAUGGCCUUAUUGAAGUUUAAUGGAAACGGUUUCCGUACUACUAGAGAAAAAUCUUUUGCCAUAGUUGAGAAUGAUAGUUUCAAAAUGACUAGUUGAAGUCUGUAGGAAAAAAUCAGAAUGAGAUUAAGUCCUCUUAAAAGGUUUGGUUGAUUUGUUCAGAGAGGAUUUUUUUUUUUUUUUUAACUUGUGCAUCAAUGAACUUUGAUGGCAAAAAGAACCCAAAACAAACCACAACCCACCCUAGGAAAACUAGUCUGAUUUUGGCAACAGACUGUUGAAGCACUGUCAAUGGAGUACGGAAUCCUGGAGUACCAGCAUUUAUAGAGUGCUUACAGGUUUGAAUGUAAUGAGUGUUAUUUUAGAAACAUCUUGUUGUCAGCCCAUUAAAGUUAGCACAACACACAGUAGAGCUACACGUCAGCUCCUGGAUGGUAAUCAUCCUGCAGAGUUGCUUAUGGAGCUAACAGCUUGCUGUUAGGUUCCUUCUUCCUUCCCGCCUCCAAAAAACCACAAACCGCUGUGAGAACUGUGGUGUUUGAAGAUGCUGUGUUUAAGACAGUAUCGGCGUGAAGGAUGGCAGCAUGGGUGAACGUUUCAGAAGACAGCUCUCCAAAUAGGGAACCACCAGGCACCUCAAUGAUUAAACACCGUGUGCUGAAUUUUAAAAAUAUCGUUACUCGACUUAACUGUGCCACCUUCAACCUUUGAGGAGGAUUGCACUAAGGUAUCAUAGUUCUUAAAGUUCAUAAAUUUGUUAGUCCUCUAAUCUUUGGAAAUUCUGUAUUCAAAAUGGGAAAUUCCAGAAUUCCAGAAAGAAUUCAAGGUGUAAAAGCUCUACUUAUGUUACUUGAGAACAUCUGUUUGGGAUGAUCUUGAACAUGUUUCAGUAGUCUUUUCUUUUUGUAUUCAAGAUGAAUGAGUUUCUAGAAGACAGAAAUAAGUGCUCAAGUACCCUGUAAAUACUUUUAUAAAUUAACCAUGUGCCUUUUUCCCUACUGCUCUCUAUAUGAUCUUUUAAAUUUUGGCUACUAAGAACUCUGGACAAGCAUCUAGGUUUCAGUGAUGUAUGUUUCAAAGCAAUACGCAGGAUCUGUGUUCCAGCAGAAUACCAAAUACAUUUUAAAAAUUGUGAGCUGUUGUGAUACUAAAUGUGAUUUUUUUUCAAAGAUAAGAUUGGAUUGGAAGAUUCAUGGUGACUACAUCCAGCAUCCUGUGGAAUUGCCAGGAUGCUUUAAAAUGUUCUUCAACACUGAACUUAAUUUACUUCUGGUAUGUCUCAGUUCAGCUGCAUAAAAAUUUAACUCCUAAGGCUGCUUUCCAUUUUCAGCUAUGUUUGUAUAAAACUGGCAUUUUUUUUUUCAUAAAAGGAGUGAAUUACUUCUCUUUAAAUCUAGACUGAAUCCCAGAAUGCCAUGGAGUCUGGGCAUAAUGUGGUAAUCUGAGAAAAUUCUCCAGGUGGGUCACUGACAAGAAUCAUCUACAGAUAAAAAAAAGGUUUUCAUUAAUGGUAUUUCUAGAUUAAUGAUAUUUUUCCAGUCUGUAGUCAUACUAACAUAUUUAUUUGUUUUGAUAGAGAGGAUAUAUAGUUCAAUAAUGCUAAAACAAUGUCAAACAAGUUAAAAUGUGAAAAUGUGUUUCCACUCUCACAUCUUACUUUUCAAAGCAGAGGAAAUAAUAAGGGUUGAAAUGACAAAAAAUUGCAUCAAGUCCAUUCCUCCAAGUCUUCGGAACAAGUUUCAGUGACUCAAUUUGAACUUCAGAUUUGUGUAGCUUUGUUGGCAUUUAACAUCUGUGAAAUAAAAGGGAAUUCGACAGUGAGUAA